CAGCAGCAACAAUGAGAGGCGCGAGGCUGUGGCUAGCAGUGGUGGCAGUGGCGAUGGCGGUGGCAGCCGCGCAAGAGACACAGCAGCCGGAUCGACUCCCCGUGGCCCUCGUCGCAUUGUCAGAUGAGGGCGGAGUGGAGCAGCCGUUGACUUCUGCAGAGGAGAAAAACAAAUUCUUGUUCGGGUCGUACUCCUCCACCGUCUAUACCGUGGUGAGCGCGUCCACCUCAACCGUGUUCUACUCGUGUAACUCCGGCACCGAUGGAGACGUCGUCUGCAGCGGCCGACGCAAGAGGAAGCAGCUGGGCCUUAACCGAGAACUCAAUCAAAAGGACGAAGACUUAGUUGACCUGCAGGACAGCCUGGGAGCGGACACGUUGAAUGAGGACGAGGAAGAGAACAAGGCUGUGUCAGGGGCGAGCGAUAAGUUUGCCUUCACCGUGUGGACGACCAGCAAAACCACUACUUCCAUUACCGUCUUCUACACCAACACCGCCACUACUGUCAGAGUCUCCUACUACUGCGUCGCCGGGUUGAUGAGUGUUGCCGACUUCCCCUGUGCCGGAUAAUACUGGUAGCUGUUUGAUGAACGUGCGUCCAGGAGGGAAUGGAAGUAAUUUUUACGACGACCAUUGUCUUUCUGGAGUUGCCUACUGACCUGUAGCCUAUGUAGAUAUUGUACAUGUGAGAAUGAGUCCAAACAAAUAUAUUUAUCUUUAAGCUUGUGAGUA
Molecule: messenger RNA, 731 nt
Organism: Homarus americanus (American lobster)
Lineage: Eukaryota; Metazoa; Arthropoda; Malacostraca; Decapoda; Nephropidae
Exons: 3
Coding region: 12-569 (185 amino acids)
Source: RefSeq, a predicted model, not a curated record